CCGAGGGGAGGGAGGGAGGGGUCCGGCCCCGUGCGGUCGCGGCGGAGCCGGCGCUGCGGCAGCAGCAGGCGCGGCGGGGCGGAAGUCCUUUGUUGCAGCAGCAGCGCUGCCAGCAGCACUACCAGCACUAGCACUAGCAGUGGGAGCAGCAGUAGGAGGAGGGGUAGCUCCCCUUCGGCCGCCGCCGCCGCCUCGCCCCGCGGGGCUAUAAUUGAAGUACAAGAUGGCAAGAACCAGCCACAGCAACUAUGUCCUUCAGCAGCUAAACAACCAAAGAGAGUGGGGUUUUCUGUGUGACUGCUGUAUUGCUAUCGAUGAUAUUUAUUUUCAAGCACAUAAGGCAGUCCUUGCUGCAUGCAGCUCCUAUUUUAGGAUGUUUUUUAUGAACCACCAACACACUACAGCCCAGCUGAAUCUAAGCAACAUGAAGAUUAGCGCUGAAUGCUUUGAUCUUAUUUUACAGUUCAUGUAUUUAGGAAAAAUUAUGACAGCCCCUGCUAAUUUUGAGCAAUUUAAAGUGGCCAUGAACUAUUUACAGCUAUAUAAUGUACCUGAGUGUCUAGAAGAUAUACAGGAUACAGACUCAUCUAGUUUAAAGUGCUCAUCUUCUGCUUCUAGCACCCAGAAUAGUAAAAUGAUAUUUGGUGUGAGAAUGUAUGAAGACACGCUCACUAGAAAUGGCAGCGAAGCAAACAGGUGGGGCAUGGAGCCGCCAAGUUCAACAGUUAAUACAUCCCAUAACAAAGAGCCUGACGAAGAAGCUUUGCAGCUAGGCAGUUUCCCUGAACAACUGUUUGAUGUCUGCAAAAAAAGCACCACCUCCAAAUUCUCUCACACAAAAGAGCGUGUGUCCCACUCGCGCCGUUUUGGAAGAAGCUUCACCUGUGACAGCUGUGGGUUUAGUUUUAGCUGUGAAAAGUUACUGGAUGAGCACGUGUUAACGUGCACUAACAGGCAUUCGUACCAAAGUGCCAGGUACUACGGUGCUGAAAAACUAGACUUUAAUGAAAAGGACUCUACUUCCAAAAUAAUCUCUAUGCAAACAGAAAAAUACAAAGGGGACUCGAGCCAAGCUGCUGACGAUUCUUCGUCUCCUGUGUCCAACGUUACAAGUAGGAAAAGCAGCACGGUUGCGUCAGAGACCUCAGGUGAAGAAGGAAGUAGAGCCUCUGAGAGGAAGAGGAUUAUUAUCAAGAUGGAACCAGAGGACAGUCCUGCAGAUGAGCUGAAAGAUUUUAAUAUUAUUAAAGUGACAGAUAAAGACUGCAAUGAGUCUUCUGACAACGAUGACCUAGAUGAUGAGCAGGAAGAGCCGCUUUACAGGUACUAUGUUGAGGAAGAGAUCAGAGAGAAAAGAAAUGCUCGGAAGACUUUAAAACCCCGUUUAUCCAUGGAUGACGAUGAGAGAAGGUGUUUACAGAGUCCACGGCACCUUAACAGGAAAGCUCCUUCAGUACAGGAAGACGUGGAGAACGCUCCCUGUGAACUUUGUGGGCUAACAAUCACCGAGGAAGAUUUGUCCUCUCAUUAUUUAUCCAAACACAUAGAAAAUAUAUGUGCCUGUGGCAAGUGUGGUCAAAUACUGGUCAAAGGCAAACAGUUACAAGAUCAUGCACAGACCUGUGGAGAACCCCAGGAUCUGACCAUGAAUGGUAUCAGAAAUUCUGAGGAAAAAAUGGACUUGGAAGAAAACCCUGAGGAGCAGUCAGAAAUAAGGGACAUGAUGUUUGCAGAGAUGCUAGAGGACUUCAGGGACAGUCAUUUCCAAAUGAACAGCCUUCAAAAAAAACAGUUAUAUAAGCAUUCUGCCUGUCCUUUCCGAUGUCCUAAUUGCAGUCAACGUUUUGAAACUGAAAACCUAGUGGUUGAACAUAUGUCAAACUGCCUAGAGCAAGAUCUGUUCAAGAAUUCCAUGAUGGAAGAGAAUGAGAGAGAUCACAGACGUAAGCAUUUCUGCAAUCUUUGUGGCAAAGGAUUUUAUCAGCGUUGUCACUUGAGGGAACACUAUACUGUUCAUACCAAGGAAAAACAGUUUGUUUGUCAGACAUGUGGGAAGCAGUUCUUAAGAGAGCGCCAGUUGCGGCUCCACAAUGAUAUGCACAAAGGAAUGGCCAGUAGUGAAAUAGGGACUUCUAAGCUUCUGAACAACUGAGAGAACCAGGUUUGAAGAAGACAUGAGGAAGAACUGGUCGGCAAAAGAUUUCAUAAAAACUCAGAACCACGUGUGCCAGAUCUGCAUUGGCACCACCUUUGCUUUUUUGACAUACUGCAGCAGUCGCAAAAGGCACCAAAGCAGUCAAAUUAGAACAUUCAGUAAAAGUUGUUUUGGACUCUUCUCUGUGUUACAAAAAUUACUUCCUUGUGACUAUUACUUACACCUGUCAAAAACAAAUUUGACAUCUCUUUCAUGGAGCAGACAGCCGAAAGAGACAGAUGCCAGGUAUUGAGGGCUGCACUGAAAUGAGCUUGCAGAAUUUGCUAUUCUUAUGCUGCAGCACUGCUUAUACGAAAUGCGGCUUAUUAGAAUUUCUGUCAAAAGCUGUUUAGACUUUUUAGCUUAAACAUUAAAAGUAUAUACUCACGAACUAAAACUUAUGCAUUUUCAGACAGUUACAAUGCUAAACUAUCAAGUGUUAGAAGAGAGAAAAAAUGUUUUAGUCUGAACUACAAGGUCAAAAAAAAAACUUAAAAACCGAGCACAAAGGGCCCCUGAGGAAGGCCAGGAUGUUGAGAAAGAUCCAGCUGACCAGAUUCCCCUUGCUGCCAUGAUCAUCAUUUGCAAGCUGAAGAGGACCUUCCCUGGAGCUCAGUGCUUGUAUGUGGAGAGUAAAGAAAUGGUGCUCUGGUCUUAUUACAAGAAUGGUGAAAAAUUGUGACCAACAAGGAGAUGAGUAAACGUGAAAUAACCUUCACAGGGCACAGUGUGCACAGUGUUCUGGAUCUAAGCCUUGCAAAAGCUGGUUUGAAGAAGAAAAUCAGGCAUUCAUGUUCAGAUUUGAGUAUUGUAGGAACACUAAUAUUUCCAGCCAAAUUUAUGGAAAACAAACAAGCAAACAAAACAAAACAAGGCAGUAAAUGUUUCAAAUUAGGGCCAGAAUGGCUUAAAAAAUAUUAAUUUUUUUUUGCUCCUCCAAACGACAGUUUGAGACAUAAGCAGACUAAACAUGCUGAUCUAUAUUCUGCUGUAGUUAUGCAUCUUACUAAUUCUACUCAUGACUAUAAAAGGAUGUUUCAUUGUUCAGUACAACUGUUAUCUCAAUAAGUCUGUCUACAAUUUUAUUUAUAAUCAGCAUUAUUUUCAUUACUGUUGUUAUGAAGUGUGUACAAUAUUGUCUGUAUUGCAGCUUGUAUAGGGCAUAUGUCUGUGCUUGCUUUACUCUUUUUGAGUUUAUAAAGUUGCUAUACAAAUGCAA
This is a messenger RNA of Cygnus olor (mute swan), 3413 nucleotides long. It is a transcript of the gene ZBTB1, whose product is annotated as zinc finger and BTB domain containing 1. The coding region runs from base 224 to 2152 and encodes 642 amino acids. The record is from RefSeq and is a predicted model, not a curated record. NCBI's taxonomy places the organism in Eukaryota, Metazoa, Chordata, Aves, Anseriformes, Anatidae. Gene Ontology annotation, molecular function: protein binding. The transcript has 3 exons. Gene Ontology annotation, biological process: regulation of immune system process; negative regulation of transcription by RNA polymerase II; regulation of cytokine production.